Lolium perenne is the source of this 3281-nucleotide messenger RNA. RefSeq lists its product as uncharacterized. The record is from RefSeq and is a predicted model, not a curated record. Lineage: Eukaryota; Viridiplantae; Streptophyta; Magnoliopsida; Poales; Poaceae.
AAGUGCCCGCCCAUUGUUUCGAUAGAUCGUGAGUAGUGCUACCACUUUAUCUCUCGCUUGCAAUGUCCUUUGAUAUUGACGACGAUGAAGACCAGAACAUUACUUAUGCAUAUUAUUCAUCAGAGACCCUUCAGAUGCUCCCUUUCAUGAAGUUUCUAGUCGAGGUUAUAAACAGCUGCAUGUCGGCAAGGAAAAAUAGUAACAGCAAAGUUGGAGUUUACCAUUGGUUGUAAUAGUAGAAGUGCCAGACUAGAUAUUAGUUGUAGGAGAGUAAAAGAAAUAGUUUUGCUACGUCGUCGGUAGGUAGAGUAGAGCCGGAUUACAUAUAGAUAUUGAGGGGGGAAGGGACAAAGGCCCAGUAAUAUAUCCUGUUUCAAAUGUAAGCUUGUAACACUUGAGAUAUCAAACAAAGGUUCAUACUAGUAGUAGCCGUUUGUGUUACGUGUGCAUAUCAAGAAAGCACAUCUCUUUAGGAGAGGGAGAAUCCUGGUCCUUUGUCUGAUGCCUAGUAGCUAGCUCAAGCAGGGCGCUCAUUUGGGAUGAAAUGAGCAGAUCUGUAGUAGUGAAUUUCUAAGAACAAAGUAUAGUACAGUACAUAGUUAUGGGGUUUUGUUUCAGUAUGUAAUUAUUUCGUCAAAACCGAUGAGAAUUCCCCAGCACAACCAGCACAGGCGUUGAUCCUAUGCUUAAGCGUGCAUGCAAAAACUCGGGAAAGGAAGCUGUGAUGGAGAGCAAAGAAGAGAUACCAAACUGCUGCCCCCUCCGGUUACUUUUACUUCCCUCGGCAACCUCCAUUCAUUCCCUUGAUGCCACUCCAUCCUCUCCUAUAUUAACCCGAUACUGGCACAAUUAAAUUAGCCAGCCAGUACACGUACAUCAGCUAGCUACCAAGUGCCCACCCAUUGUUUCGAUAGAUCGUGAGUGGCAAUGCUGUUCGAUAUUGACGACGACGAAGACCAGAACAUUCCUUAUGCAUACUAUUCACCAGAGACCCUUGAGCAGGACACCGUCCAAAACGUGUUGCUGGUGCCGCACACAGCAACGAACACGGCGCCACUGCAGGUGAACAGGCAGCAGGUGAUGCUGGAGCUCAUCGAUGCAUCUUCCACCGGCGAACGCUUGGGGCUGGACCUCGUGGCUGUCCUGGACGUGAGUGAAAGCAUGGACUUUCGGCUUGGCAAGAUGAAGACCGCCAUGCAGUUCGUCAUCAAGAAGCUCAGCCCCAUGGACCGCCUCUCCAUCGUCACAUUCUCCGACGUCGCCAAGAGGCUGUGCCCGCUGCGUUCCGUGACCCAGGUUUCCCAGGCACACCUGAUGGAUCUAGUCGACGGCCUAACAGUGACAGCCAGCGGCGGCAGAACCUCCUACAUACAAGCCGGCCUCGAGACUGGCCGCAAAGUCCUCAACGACCGCUGCAUCGCCGGCGGCCGCGUGGCCAGUAUCUUUCUAUUGUCCGGUGGGGACCAGAACAAAGGCGAUGCUACGAUUGUUGAUGUCAGCGAUGUGGCGGUCUACACGUUUGGUUUUGGUGCCGACUACGACCCCAAGGUGCUGCACGAGAUCGCAAGGAAGAGCAAAGGAGGAACGUUCAGUUUCGUAGACGACGGGCAGAGCAUUAGCGAGCCGUUGUCGCAGAUCGUGGGUGGCCUCCUCAGCAUCGUCGUCCAGGACCUGAAGCUCACCGUGUCCCCACUGCCAGGCGACUCCGCCAUAGAGAAGGUGAACGCCGGUCUCUACCUGCAGACCAGGGACGCCAACACCGGCUCGGUAACCGUCAGCUUCGGCGAUCUCUUCGCCACAGAAGUACGCAGGAUUAUCGUCGACGUCCUCCUCCCUACCGUCCGCAAGGGGAAGAAGGUGACUGCCAUCAUCGCCUAUUGCACAUAUAGUAUCAAAGGGAAACCCUUCUUCUCCCAUCAAGUUACGGUCACUAUACGCCGCACCGGAUCAGCAGGUGGCCCAAACGGCGCCAUGAUCAAUUCGGAGGCCGUGAGAACCGAGCAAGUCCGUGAGCGCUACAUAGAGAACUUACAGCAGGCCUUAGAGUUGACCGAGGCCUACCAGCUAGACAAGCUGGUGGAGGCCAGGAACGACCUUCAACUCGAGCAGUCCAACUCCAUGAUUGACAUCCUCAGGGCCCAGCUGGAUAAGCUCCUCGAGCUGAUCAGCUUGGGGAUGGGGUUCAAUGCUCUCCGCGCCUGCCUGCUGUCGAUGACCAUGUUGCAUGGCCGCCAGCGAGUCGCGGAGACAGGCCACGUCAAGGGCGACAGGCUCUACGUGACGCAGUUCACGGACAUGUCCCGGAAGCAAGCCGGAGAUCAUGAGAAGGACCCCAUCAAGGUGCCGCCGCCGGCCUCUCAGGACGUCGAGCAGGCCAAGAUAGUAAGAGAUCAGCAGGGCAUCAAAAGGCCACCGCCUCCGGCCGUGGUGGAGAUGAGGACCUGGAGGACCUGGUGUGGGCAUUGGGAAUCACGUCACGAGAGCUCCAGGCGGGCGUGGGCGAUGGUGAUCCUGUGCACGCUUCUCGCUGUCGGCGUCCUUGUGACCGGCGUCGCGCUGUUCGCCGUGUACCUCGUCUACAAACCCAAGAUGCCCUACCUGGUGGUUUCCGACGCGCAGCUGGGGGCGCUUCAGUACGCCCAGCUGGACGGCACCAUCCAGUACCUUCAACUGCCCAUCGCCAUCCUGGCCGAGAACAAAAACUCCAAGGCGGGUGUCACUUUCUCCCGCGUCGACUUCGCCCUGCAGUUCCACGGAGUCGACGUGGCUCUCCUGCGGACGCCGGCACCGUUCCUGGUGGCGCCGGAGAGCUCCCUGCCGCUUCAGUACAACGUGGUGUCGGCGGGACGGACGCUGGACUCGGCCGGGAUGCGGUCCAUGGAUGAGUCGCUCACCGCCGGCGUGGUGUCGUUCGACCUGCACGGCAAGGCGCGCACGCGCUGGAAGGUGGGCAUCUUCCUCAAGGUUCACUUCUGGACACGCAUCUCGUGCCGUCUACACUUCUUCUUCCCCGGCAACGGCACCGUCAUGCCCGCCGAUGUCCGCAGAUGCCGUUCCAGGUCGCCGUAGCAGUCAGUGCUGCUCCUCCUCCUGCAUCAAACAAAACACAUAUACAUAGCCAUGCAUGCUUGUACAUACAUACAUACAUAUAUGGAAGUCGCAGCUGCAAGAGCUCAGUCAAUUUAGCACGCAUAAAAUAUAUUUGUAAUUCAAUUUUACUAGUCAUCAACCCAUGCAUCAGCAAGGGCUAGCAAACCAUGUAUAUAUGCUUUAAAUUUAUG